AUGACUCCGCCAGCAUUUUCCCUCACGGAAGUUCUCGCCGUCUCCAAGAUACACCCCUUCUAUAACCCCGAUAUUCAAUACCCUCCGAAUCCCGAAACGAUUGAGUCAGCAGUCGAAUUGGCGGAAAAGAAAUCAACGGAAAUUGACCUCAGUUCGGUGCCCCUAGUCAGCAAGAAAGACCUUUACAAAGUCAUUGCGCGGCUUACAGACGACACGAGUCCGCAAAAUGAGUACCGGCGCAGUUCAUACGUCAGCAUCACGGGCGGGGGCUCUGGUGGGCUUCCGCUGAUGUUUGUGACCGACACGCAAGAAAAUCGCAAUCAUCGAGCAGCUUUUGGCGAGUUCUUGAGAACUUGCAGAGUGGUCGAGCCUCAUGAUUGGAUUCUCACGACCCAUGCGUCCGGCUACUUUUACCGGUCGCUCGAUCUUUUGAGUGAGAUUUUGGAAAAUGCCGGCGCAACCGUUCUCAGUGCCGGGAAUUUUAUGACGCCUGCUGAAGUGGUCCGUGCUCUGGCACAUUACCAUGUCAAUGUCUUGACCGGUGAUGGUAGUCAAGUUAUUCAGGUCGUUCACUAUAUUUCCACGCUGCCCGAGGAGAAAAGGAAGGCAAUUAAGCUGAACAAGGUCAUCUAUACCUCUGAACCGCUCACUGAGACGCAAAAGAGUCACAUCGCGGCCACCUUGGGCCCGGUGAAGAUAUGUUCGAUUUGGGGAAGUGCAGAGGCAGGACCGUGUGCCAUAAGUCACCCUGACCUUAUCGCCCAGGAGCGUCCAGCUGGCACUACGGACUUCGUCUUUGACACUCGAAGCGUCAUAAUUGAGAUCCUUCCGCCAUCCGCCUCGGACGGCGAUUCCCCCUCGGGUGGAAGGUCCGUACCAGAUGGGGAAGAAGGGAUCAUUGUCCAGACCUCCCUGCAACGUCGUCGGAACCCGCUUGUUCGCUAUAUCACAGGUGAUAUCGGGUCCCUACACCCACUACCGGAAUCCGCCCGGUCGAUCAUUCCUGAGACUGAAUUCGAGCAUCUUCGCGUUCUCCGCUUUCGCGGCCGCGACCGUCGUUUCAGUUUCAAGUGGUUUGGCAUGUACUUUGAGUUCGAGAAUAUCGUAGCUCUUAUGCAGACGGAGAAAUCUGGAAUAUUGCAAUGGCAGGUUAUCAUAGCCUCGCUGGAGUCGUCUCCGCAGACGAAACUGGAGAUUCGUCUGCUCCGUGAGGCGGAUGGUGAACAUAUCAUGCCCAGGGAGGAGCUUGUCAAGAUGUUGGAGACUUUCUUUUUUGUUCUGGCGGAGAAUAGCCAUCUGUUCCAGAUUACUUUCCUGGAUAAUUUGGCGGGCUUUGAAAAGAGCAGUACGGGGAACAAAGUCAUGAAGUUCGUAGAUAAAUUGCACUGA
Messenger RNA from Aspergillus alliaceus, 1389 nucleotides. RefSeq lists its product as uncharacterized. The transcript is spliced from 3 exons. The record is from RefSeq and is a predicted model, not a curated record. The coding region runs from base 1 to 1389 and encodes 462 amino acids. NCBI's taxonomy places the organism in Eukaryota, Fungi, Ascomycota, Eurotiomycetes, Eurotiales, Aspergillaceae.